AUGGCGUUUAUUAAAGAGGAGAGUGAAGACAUUAAGAUUGAAGAUGCAAUCAGUAUGAAACAAGAAGAAACUGAGGAACAAACAGAUCUGAUGCCGCUGAAAGAGGAGAGUGAAGUACUAGAUGAAAUGAAAGAAAAAGAUCAGUAUAAGAAACAUCAUAAUAUUGUAACUGAAGAAAUAUCUGAAAAGUCUUCCUUACAAAAAAGUAAUUUCACCUGCCAACAGUGUGAAAAGUGUUUCUCUUCAAAAGCAAGCCUGAAACGCCACAUUGACGCUCACUCUGGAGAGAAGCCUUACGCCUGCCAGCAGUGUGGAAAGUGUUUCAAUAAAAAAGGAACCCUUAAAGGCCACAUGCGCAUUCAUACUAGAGAAAAGCCUUACACGUGCCCUCAGUGUGGAAACUGUUUCACCGAGCAAGGAAACUUUAACAGGCACAUGAGAGUUCACACUGGAGAGAAGCCUUACGCCUGCAAACUGUGUGAAAAGAGCUUUACAACAAAACUAAACCUUAAGGAUCAUGUAAACAGUCACACUGGUGAGACGCCAUUUACAUGUGAUCAGUGUGGAAGGAGCUUCCGAUAUAAGGUUACCCUUAAAAGGCACAUGAAGGUUCACUUAAGAGAGAGCAGUAUUACAUGUCAUCAGUGUGGAAUGAGUUUCUCAGACAGCAAAAACCUUACGAAUCAUGUGAUUACUCACACUGGAGAGAAACCAUACAUGUGCCUUCAAUGUGGAAAGACUUGCUCAAACAAUACAAAUCUUGCUGUUCACAUGAGAAUUCACACUGGAGAGAAGCCUUUCACCUGCCCUCAGUGUGGAAAGAGCUUCAGAUCUAUAGCAAACUUUCAGACUCACAUGAGAGUUCACACAGGAGAAAGACCUUACAUUUGCCCUCAUUGUGGAAACCGCUUCCAAUAUUUUGGAAACUUUCAGAUUCACAUGAGAGUUCACACAGGAGAGAGGCCUUACAUGUGUCUCGAGUGUGACGAGAGUUUCUCAUAUAAGAGAGAGCUGAAAUGUCAUCUGCUAACUCACUCUGAAAAGGAGUUCUAGUGUUUUCUCAGAGGCAAGAGAUUUACAAAAUAGAGCAAUUUCAAAAAUCACCUGCACAUUCAGUCUGGAGAAUGGCAAAUUGUGAAAUAAAAUUUGGCUCUGCAAUUUACUAGAAAACUAGAAAAUACUAGUAAUGCUGUAAAAUUUCAACAAGUUUCAAAUAUGAAUAGUUGUGAGUAGGGAUACACAAUAUUGGAUUUUUGCCGAUAUUUUUCAACUAAAUGUAGCCGAUGCCAAUAUAUUUUAAUUUGUUUGUAAACAACACUAAGUCUCUCCUGUGCAGAGAUUAUAAACAAAUUCUUCUUUUUGUUGUUGUUGUUGUUGUUGUUGUUUGUUUUUAAAAACUCUUAUUAGAAUUAAAUAAUCAUGACGUUCUUUUAUAAUUAAAGUACAUUAAAAGAUUAAAAAAUAACUACAAAUCAACUAAAUCAAUGGCUGCAUUGGUUUUUUUAGAUGGGAGGCAGUGGUAACCCUAACAUUUUUUUAAAAGAUUUAAUAUUUGUAGAUGGUCUAAAGCAAAAAAUAUUUUAGAGCUC
This is a messenger RNA of Cyprinus carpio (common carp), 1589 nucleotides long. Its product is annotated as gastrula zinc finger protein XlCGF8.2DB-like. Gene Ontology annotation, biological process: regulation of transcription by RNA polymerase II. Gene Ontology annotation, molecular function: DNA-binding transcription factor activity; RNA polymerase II cis-regulatory region sequence-specific DNA binding. The record is from RefSeq and is a predicted model, not a curated record. The coding region runs from base 1 to 1053 and encodes 350 amino acids. The transcript is spliced from 2 exons. NCBI's taxonomy places the organism in Eukaryota, Metazoa, Chordata, Actinopteri, Cypriniformes, Cyprinidae.